This is a messenger RNA of Candidozyma haemuli, 2385 nucleotides long. RefSeq names its product ubiquitin-specific protease. The transcript has a single exon. Gene Ontology annotation, molecular function: protein binding; cysteine-type deubiquitinase activity; cysteine-type endopeptidase activity. Gene Ontology annotation, cellular component: nucleus; cytosol. Gene Ontology annotation, biological process: protein deubiquitination. Lineage: Eukaryota; Fungi; Ascomycota; Pichiomycetes; Serinales; Metschnikowiaceae. The record is from RefSeq and is a predicted model, not a curated record. Bases 1 to 2385 code for a protein of 794 amino acids.
AUGUCUGUUGCUGAUUAUAUUGCCACAGCGGCGUCAUCGCUUCCAUCCACCGUUCCACCUUCGGCUAAGGUUUAUAAGGAUGAUUGCAUGUACUCGUUCGAUACUCCAGAGAAUAACAAGUUGGGGCUAGAUGUGUGUAUGUCAUGCUACCAGGCGUUUGCUCGGGCUCCUCAGAAGAACUAUACUUCGGAACAUUACUCUGAGCAGCGUCAUCCGCUCUAUGUGAACAUUGUGAAGACGUUGAAGCCUGAGAGCGAGAGGCUUAAACGGGACUCGGACGAGGCCUCAGUGGAAACUGAUGGGUCUAAGGUUAAACAACCUAAGCUCGAGGUUCAGGAACAGAAGGAAACGGAUCUUUACGAUAUUCAUACUAGCAUUUACGUUGCUCCAUUGGACAAGUCGGCGUCUAUCGAGGAGUCUCCUGAGCCUGCUAGUCUGCUUGCCAAGCUGAUCCUUUCAGCUAACUCUGCUGAGAAGAAUGAUGAAAUCAAGGCUUGGGAGAAUGAAGUUUACCCUUGCGAGCAUUCUAGUCACAUUGAAUCGAUUGAAAAUAAAGUGGACCUUAAGAAAUGUUCCAUGUGCGACCUAGAGGAGAACUUAUGGCUCUGUUUCACUUGUGGAGCUGUCGGCUGUGGUCGUGAGCAGUUUGGAUCUGAUCUCAAGGGUAACUCUCAUGCUCUUAAGCAUUAUGAAGAGUCAGGGCAUUCGGUAGCCGUUAAGCUUGGUUCGCUCUCCGCAGACGACGAGGAUAACUGCGAUUGUUACUGCUACAAAUGCAAUGACGAAGUGAAGGUACCACAGCUUGGAGAGAAGCUUCUUAAAUUCGGCAUUGAUUUAGGAAGUGCAGUGAAGACGGAGAAAAACUUGGUGGAGUUGAACCUUGACAGAAAUAUGAACUGGCAAUUUAACUUGGACGGACAGGAUGGUGAACUUCUCACGCCAAUCUACGGUCCUGGAUUGACUGGUUUGCAGAACUUGGGUAACUCAUGCUACCUCAAUUCUUCUAUUCAAGCGCUCUUUAGCUUUCCAAGUUACCGUUCGUUCUUUUCCCAGUUGCAAUUCGACAAGCUGGUGAAGGAUCCUGCUACUGAUUUACGUUCUCAGAUGAUAAAACUCUACGAUGGUCUUCUUUCCGGGAGGUAUUCUAGGCCCAAUGAACUCAAAGGUGAUGAUUAUCAGCUUGGUUUGAAACCAUCUGCUUUCAAGAGUCACAUCGGUGCUGAUCACCAUGAGUUCAAGACAAAUAAGCAGCAAGACGCUAAUGAAUUCCUUCUUUUCCUCAUGGAUAAACUUGAUAAGGAGUUUGGAUUAGGUUUGAAUGAGCACUUUAAGUUCUUGCUUGGUAACAAGGUAAUCUGCUCGGAGUGUCACAGUGGCACAUCGUCAGAAGAACUUGUGGACAACAUCUCUGUCGGAUUAGAUGUUGAGGUAAUUGGAGAAGAUGAAGAUGGUAAGAAAAAAUAUAAAGAAGUGAAGAUGGAUGAUUGCUUCGCAAGAACGUUGGGCACUGAACAGAUCGAUGGGUACCAGUGUGAUGCAUGCGGAAAGAAAACCAUUGCUUUCAAGAAGACUGGAUUCAAGACAUACCCUGAGAAUCUUAUUGUCAAUGCCCAAAGAAUUCAGCUCGAGAACUGGGUGCCAGUGAAGGUGGAUGUUCCUAUUACUUUGCCUGAAAGCAUUGAUCUUUCGCCCUUCGCAGCCCCUAAGUUCGAGGAAAACGAGAAAAAGGUGGAGAAGGUAGAAGAGCUGGGAACUGGAUCUGAGUUUGUACCUAACGAAGAGGCCUUUGCUCAACUUUUGAGUAUGGGAUUCCCCGAUGUUAGAUGCACAAAGGCCCUUUACAAUACUGGUAACAGCAACGCUGAGGAUGCCAUGAACUGGAUCUUUGCUCAUAUGGACGAUCCAGACAUUGAUGCUCCAUUCAAUCCCGCAGAGACAGCACAGACAAAUACUGCGGGAGCAGGCGAACCAGAUUCAGAGGCUAUUGGUAACCUUGUUGCCAUGGGAUUCAGUGACAAGCUUGCCAAGAAGGCGCUCUUCGUGAAUGGAAACGAUGUAAACGUGGCAGUCGAAUGGCUCUUUAAUAACCCCGACGACGAUGGAGUUAUUGAAGAUACGAAGCCGGUCGUAAAUGUGCAGAAAGAGGCAGAGGAAUUGAAGGAAAAACUACUCAAGAAACUGGACGCUGCACAAGCCGCAGGCUACGAAUUGAAGGCUGUUAUCUGCCACAAGGGUAACUCGCCACAUACGGGUCAUUAUGUUGUAUUCGUCAAGCACGAAGGAAACUGGGUUUUGUUCAACGACGAAAAGGUGGUGAAGUGCCAAAACACAAACUUGAAGGACAUGGUGAAUUGCGGGUAUGUCUAUUUCUUCGCUAAGGCAUGA